Triticum aestivum (bread wheat) is the source of this 1664-nucleotide messenger RNA. RefSeq lists its product as uncharacterized. Lineage: Eukaryota; Viridiplantae; Streptophyta; Magnoliopsida; Poales; Poaceae. Bases 272 to 904 code for a protein of 210 amino acids. The transcript is spliced from 2 exons. The record is from RefSeq and is a predicted model, not a curated record.
UAUUUGCUAAUUUUGACAUAGGUGGUGAGUGGUGACUUGAUAUCAAAUGAAUUCGGAAACUAGUAAUAAUUAUAAGAAAGGAAAAGAAAUCCUUGAUAUGAAAAAAAUCAAUCCAUAUCACCACCAUGUGAGAGAAGGAAUCACAAAAGACAAGGAGGAAAGCAAAUGCACACACACUAGUAGCAUCAAAUCCUUGGUAGUAGAAAAGGAAAAAUCCCCUUUCUCCAGAGCCGCAGGCCUGACCUGAUCGGAGAGGAGAGGAGAACCGCACAUGCCCGUGCUGCGGGCGCGGCCCCACCUACCCCGCCCUAAUAUGCUCUCUCCCGAAUCCCCACCUCCCCAGUCCCCAGCUAUAAAUCCCGCGCCCCUCCUCCUCUUCCCUUCCACGCAGCGACCAGUCGCCGUAGGUAGCACGCUCCCCCUCUUCCUCCUCCCAAAGUCCACCGCCCAUGCCGAGCAACCGAAUCGGGAUCGAUCGCUCGUCUCCUCCCCUCCCCGUCGCCGCCGCCUCGGGCUCGCUUGGUGCAGAUCGGGACCCUCAGCCCGCCCCGACGGGCCGGAUCCCGCCUUGCACCAAGUGAAUCGGAGCCGGCGCAGCGACCACGCCGCCGCUUUCGCCGUCUCUCCGCGCCCCGAAUUGGUCGAUUCUCUGGCGCCGUUGGUUUCGGCUGGUUCGAUCGGUCCGAGGCUGGUGGUUGGUUGCUGCUACUCGCUGCCGAUUUUUAUGCGCGAUUCCGAUUCGUGCCACGCUAUGGUGCAAGUUGCGCCCCAAAUUGUGUUGCAGGGGAGGCCGUGGUACGCUAUGAGAUGGUUCGAAUUAGCUAGUCGUGACGCGAAUUUCGAUUUGGAUCAUGUGGCAGGUCUUGUGUAUGGUACUAGUAGAUUCAGUAUUUGGCCUGAUUGAACUGUGGAGAACAUUUAUUGAUGUAGAUAGAUACUGGUAUAUAAUUUUACUACUUGUAGUAUGGGCGUAUCUCUGGCUAGCAGCUCUGUACUCUGCAGGAUACUGGGAAUUGUGGUGGACUCUUUUGGGAGGAUACACGAGCUGCAUGUGUCUCCAUAUGCUUUAUUUAGCACGUUUGCUGUAGUCUGAUGUGAAUUGUCUUCAGGGCAGAUGCUAAUUCCAGAGAUUUGAAACCUGUAAGGUCUACAGUAGGCUUGUUCUGUUCAUCUGGGGAUUUUCAGCCUUUUGAUUCAAGACCUACCUGUAAGGUUUGAGCUUUGAUUUGUCAAAAGCUUAAACCUUAUUCAGCAAUGAUGAAGUGGAUAGGCACAAGUAUCAAAGUUUACAUAGGGAUAGGGGGUGCAGGGAGCUAUUUUAUUUUUUGUAUGGUUUUAACUAGUACUAAUCUCGAUCCCAUCUGUGAAUCUUGAUAGGAGCAAAAGAUGUAGGUUUCCAAAGGUUUUUGAAAGUGUGCCAAGUUUGUACUUGUUUCUGUUGCUUCCUGGAUGUGUCACUAGUUAUGCUGUACCAUGUGGUCAUUGGUUGUAUCAGAAUGAACUUGCAACCUGGUUCUGGUUUUGAGCAAACAGUUGUGUAAUGGGCUGAAGCAAUAGCAAAAGAGAAAAGUGAGUUUCAAACAGUGAACUGGUCGAAUCCAAAGCGACUCUUACGUUGUAUCCAACUUCAGAUUAGAUGUUUAAUCAUUCCCUGGCUUGUCAAC